AGACGCCUCCGGUAGUGUAAAUGAGGACAAUGCCUGCUGGCCCACAUGACGGGGGGAUGUAGACGGCAGCGGCGCCAGUCGCUCCUGGCACCAUGGACGAUGCCACAGUCCUAAGGAAGAAGGGUUACAUCGUAGGCAUCAAUCUUGGCAAGGGUUCCUACGCAAAAGUCAAAUCUGCCUACUCUGAGCGCCUCAAGUUCAAUGUGGCUGUCAAGAUCAUCGACCGCAAGAAAACACCUACUGACUUUGUGGAGAGAUUCCUUCCUCGGGAGAUGGACAUCCUGGCAACUGUCAACCACGGCUCCAUCAUCAAGACUUACGAGAUCUUUGAGACCUCUGACGGACGGAUCUACAUCAUCAUGGAGCUUGGCGUCCAGGGCGACCUCCUCGAGUUCAUCAAGUGCCAGGGAGCCCUGCAUGAGGACGUGGCACGCAAGAUGUUCCGACAGCUCUCCUCCGCCGUCAAGUACUGCCACGACCUGGACAUCGUCCACCGGGACCUCAAGUGCGAGAACCUUCUCCUCGACAAGGACUUCAACAUCAAGCUGUCUGACUUUGGCUUCUCCAAGCGCUGCCUGCGGGACAGCAAUGGGCGCAUCAUCCUCAGCAAGACCUUCUGCGGGUCGGCAGCAUAUGCAGCCCCCGAGGUGCUGCAGAGCAUCCCCUACCAGCCCAAGGUGUAUGACAUCUGGAGCCUGGGCGUGAUCCUGUACAUCAUGGUCUGCGGCUCCAUGCCCUAUGACGACUCCGACAUCAGGAAGAUGCUGCGUAUCCAGAAGGAGCACCGUGUGGACUUCCCGCGCUCCAAGAACCUGACCUGCGAGUGCAAGGACCUCAUCUACCGCAUGCUGCAGCCCGACGUCAGCCAGCGGCUCCACAUCGAUGAGAUCCUCAGCCACUCGUGGCUGCAGCCCCCCAAGCCCAAAGCCACGUCUUCUGCCUCCUUCAAGAGGGAGGGGGAGGGCAAGUACCGCGCUGAGUGCAAACUGGACACCAAGACAGGCUUGAGGCCCGACCACCGGCCCGACCACAAGCUUGGAGCCAAAACCCAGCACCGGCUGCUGGUGGUGCCCGAGAACGAGAACAGGAUGGAGGACAGGCUGGCCGAGACCUCCAGGGCCAAAGACCAUCACAUCUCCGGAGCUGAGGUGGGGAAAGCAAGCACCUAGCAUGACAAUGGCCCCGUUGUGUGUGGUGGGGGUCGGGGUUGGGGGGCAUGGUGCAGUCGGCCUUCACGUAAACUAAGUAGGCAGGUAGGAUCUGAAGAAGGCACAGGUGCAAGUAAAAUUCGUCAAUUAAACCACUAUUUUGAUUA
Molecule: messenger RNA, 1315 nt
Organism: Homo sapiens (human)
Lineage: Eukaryota; Metazoa; Chordata; Mammalia; Primates; Hominidae
Gene: TSSK2
Product: testis specific serine kinase 2
Exons: 1
Coding region: 93-1169 (358 amino acids)
Biological process (GO): spermatid development
Cellular component (GO): acrosomal vesicle; cytoplasm; centriole
Molecular function (GO): ATP binding; magnesium ion binding; protein kinase activity
Source: RefSeq, marked validated